Sorghum bicolor (sorghum) is the source of this 1067-nucleotide messenger RNA. Its product is annotated as protein SELF-PRUNING. The transcript is spliced from 3 exons. NCBI's taxonomy places the organism in Eukaryota, Viridiplantae, Streptophyta, Magnoliopsida, Poales, Poaceae. Bases 128 to 649 code for a protein of 173 amino acids. Gene Ontology annotation, biological process: inflorescence development; regulation of timing of transition from vegetative to reproductive phase. The record is from RefSeq and is a predicted model, not a curated record.
ACACACAAACACAUAUAGGAAACUGAAGCUCCUGCACAUCACCAUUUAGGAAGCACAAAACACCAACUGCUGGAUCAUCGUAGGUCAUUAGGUUCAGCUGAGAUUUGCUUCAACUGUACUGUUAGACAUGUCAAGGGUGUUGGAGCCUCUCAUUGUGGGGAAAGUGAUUGGUGAGGUGCUGGACCAUUUCAACCCCACGGUGAAGAUGGUGGUCACCUACAACUCCAACAAGCAGGUCUUCAACGGACAUGAGUUCUUCCCUUCCGCAGUCACCGCCAAGCCGCGUGUUGAGGUCCAAGGGGGUGACCUCAGGUCCUUCUUCACAUUGGUGAUGACUGACCCUGAUGUUCCAGGACCUAGUGAUCCCUACCUGAGGGAGCACCUUCACUGGAUUGUUACUGAUAUUCCUGGGACUACUGAUGCUUCUUUUGGGAGAGAGGUGGUGAGCUACGAGACCCCAAAGCCAAACAUUGGCAUCCACAGGUUCAUCUUUGUGCUGUUCCGGCAGAAGCGCCGGCAGGCGGUGAACCCGCCGUCGUCCAAGGACCGCUUCAGCACCCGCCAGUUCGCUGAGGACAACGACCUCGGCCUCCCCGUCGCCGCCGUCUACUUCAACGCACAGCGCGAGACCGCCGCCCGCCGGCGCUAACCGUACGGCUGAACGUACGAAACAAGACCAACCAACGACCCUAAGUACCUGAUCAUCUUGCAAUUAGCUGCGCAAGCCCCCUUUUUUUUUCCUCUUAAGUCUUAAUGUAUGUUUGUUCAAAUAAAAAGGUAGCUAAUCAGCUGCUUGCCUGUGACCCCAUGAGCUAGCAGCUACAACCUACUACUAGUACUUGCUGCACAUUCUAGAUGAUUUGUGAAGGUGACAAUAUGAUUGGUAGUAGGGUUGCAAUGUUGACUGGGCAUAGUGUGACAACUUAAGCAAAAUAUAAUGGCCAUGGAGGACUACGUGUCGAGUGGUGAAGGGGAAGGGAGAGCAACGGCCAUGACUCUUGUAUUACAUUGCCUACUAUUCUGUCAUAUAUGCUGGAGAGUGCUUUGUUUGUUUGAUCCUCUCACUA